GCUUUUUCUCUCCGUGUGAAGCUCCAGCUGAAGGUGGAGCUGUGAGUCAUCAGGAAACAACUCACCUGAGUUCUUCUCUGUCAACUCUGGACUGUUAAAAGAAACUAAAACCUAAGGUGCUCCAUCCUCACGCUCCAGUGAAGCUGUUACCAUGGCAGAGAAUACCAACACCACAUCCAAAUAUCACAACAUCCCCUGCAUAUUUGAGAUCCCAGGACCUCCCACUCGCAAACAGCUGAAACCAAAGAAAGAGAAAAUUGGAACUCUGACAAAAAUGACGCUUGGAGAAAAAAAUCCAAACAAGAUAAACAAAACCAUCUUACUGGUGGGUGAAACAGGAGCAGGAAAAUCUACUCUGAUCAACGCUCUGGUCAACUAUGCCAUGGGAGUGGAUUGGGAGGACGAUGUCUGGUUUCAGAUCGUCGAAGAUGAGAACAGAAGUCAAUCAAAAAGUCAGACAUCAGAUGUGAUCGUAUACCAGAUCUUUGGUUUUGAAGAUAAGCCUCUGCCCUACUCUCUGACCAUCAUUGAUACUCCUGGAUAUGGAAGCACUGCUGGAAAUGAACAAGAUGUCAUCAUCAGUCAAAGGUUGUUUGAUUUGUUUCACUCAGACGAUGGAGUUCAUGAGAUUAAUGCAGUGGGUCUGGUGCUGAAAGCAACUGACAAUCGACUGAGUGAAAGAAUGAGGUACAUCUUUGAUUCAGUGAUGUCUCUGUUUGGAAAUGACAUGGAAACAAAAAUGGUUGCCCUCAUCACACACUCAGAUGGUCUGACACCUGAUAAUGUUCUACAAGCCCUUGUGGAUGCAAAGAUUAAAUGUGCCAAAGAUGAAGAGAAUGAGACUGUUCAUUUUAUGUUCAACAACUGCCAGAGCAAACAGAAAACAAAGAAAAAUCAGUUUGCUCUAAAAAAUGCAUGGGACUUAACAAUGAAUGGAAUGGCUCAAUUCACAGAUUCCCUGAAUGCAGCUGCGCCUCAGAAGCUGUUGACAACUGUUCAAGUGAUGAAGGCUCGCAUCAGGCUCGCAGCCUGCUUCCAAAACCUGCAAGAGAGAAUUGCAUUGACUGAAGAAAAACAGAGAGCGAUCCAACAGACGAAGGAGCUUCUGAAGCUACAUGAACAACAGAUGAAGUACAAUGACCAGUUCACUGUAGAAGUUGAGGAGGUCUUCAAAGAUAAAGAACCUAUCUGUGGUGGGAUGUGGUGGUUGGUGUUUUUUGAAGGAGCCGUCUGCUGUAAAGUCUGUGAGGAGAACUGCCACUAUCCUGGAUGCACAAUGGCCCUGAAACCAGGACACUGUGAAGUUAUGAAAGAUGGCUGCUGUACUUCAUGUACCGGGAAGUGUCCUGCGUCAGAUCACGUGAAAGAAAACUGGAAGUAUGUGACCAAGACAAGGAAAGUUCUGAAGACACUGAAAGAUGUGAAGAAGUAUGAAAAGGGUCGAGCAGACUGUGAGAAGACAACAAGCCUUUUGGAAACUCUGGAGAAGCACAUGGAAGAACUUCAGAAAGAAAAAGAUGAGUUGACUGAAGAGGCUUUCCAGCAUGUUGUUCAAUUGCAGCAGAUCGCUCUGAAUGUUAAUUCACUCUCCACUCAUGUCCACUUGGACGUCCUGAUUAAGAAGAUGGAGGAGAAAGGAGACACAGAGAAGACAAAGAAACUGGAAGAGAUGCAAAUUCAAAUUGGUAUGGAUGAAGAAAUCAAAGCAGCGCUUUUCAACAUGUUUGGUAAACUUACAGGAGCUGUCAAAGCACUGAGGAUGAAUCACUGA
Messenger RNA from Perca flavescens (yellow perch), 1771 nucleotides. RefSeq names its product immune-associated nucleotide-binding protein 12-like. Lineage: Eukaryota; Metazoa; Chordata; Actinopteri; Perciformes; Percidae. The record is from RefSeq and is a predicted model, not a curated record. The coding region runs from base 152 to 1771 and encodes 539 amino acids. Gene Ontology annotation, molecular function: GTP binding. The transcript is spliced from 4 exons.